AUGGUGACGCAGCAAUCAGCAACGCCCUCGGCGUCUUACAAGCCAGUCCCCAGCAUAGACAACCCCGCGCAUCUGAGCAGAGGCUAUGGCAACGAUUCCUCCCACUUGGACGUUGGGGUGAACGACUUUGCAAGCCCGGGCGCUGCAUAUGGACAGCACGAACGCCUGGGAAGGUUCGAGGAGGAUUUUGAUGCGCGCACACGAGGCCCCUCUAUCCUCGACGGUGAGACGCCGAGGCGGUCCACUUCCAGGGCUUCCCGGGCCUCGACGCUCCACCAGCCGGCGCAUAGCCAGACCACGGCGCCAAUGCGCAGCGGCACGCUCAAGAAGAAAUCAUCGGUCAAGAGGAGCGGGAGCCUGAAGCGCAGCAGUAGCAGAAAGAGCCUGCGCGCCGGCAGCAUUCAUGGGGCUGCCUUUGACGGCCAAGAACAUGGCCAUCAUAAGGAGGACAGCGUCUUCUACACGCCAGUGCCGACCAAGGGCACUCCCACUGAGAUGCUUGCCGAGCGCUUCCAGACGUGGCGCAAGUUCCUCAAGGACCUCAUUGCCUACUUCCGCGAGGUCUCGUCUUCGUACGAGCACCGCGCCAAAUCGCUGCUCAAGGUGUCCAACGUGGUCAACAACACCAACAUGCCUUCUGCCUUUGCGACCGAGGGAGGCCUCAACGACGCCAAUCGCAUCCUCCGCGACUUCCACAAGCAGGCAAUCCUCGAGGCCAACAAGGCUAGGGAUAUCGAGACAGAUGUCAUCAACCAACUCAAUGGCCUCCGAGCAGACCUUGCGCAAAAGAUCAAGGAAAUCAAGGCCCUUUCUGGCGACUUCAAGAACAAUGUCGAGAAGGAGAAGGAUACGACAAGGAAGUAUGUGGCAGCCCUCGAGGAAGCAUUGGCUGUCGCCGAUACGGAUCCCUCCGCCAUCGCAGGCAAGGGUGAUCCUUAUGUGGUACGCCUGGGAGUUGAGCGCCAGGUCGAGCGGCAGAUCGACGAAGAGAACUAUCUCCACAGGGCCUACAUUAAUCUGGAGAACUCAGGGCGAGAAUUGGAGUCCAUUGUUGUCGGUGAGGUCCAAAAGGCGUACAACGCUCUUGCAAGCAUCAUGAAGCGUGACGCGGACGAGAUGUACUCAACCAUCGAAAAGCUGCGUACUGGCCCAAUUGCAAUGCCAAGGGAUCAUGAAUGGAACCGUUUCGUGCGAAGCGAUUCUCACUUCGUCAAUCCCGACAUACCCCUGCGCAGACUUGAAGAUAUUGAGUAUCCUGGCAAGCAUCAUCCAGCCACUACCGAGGUUCGGGCUGGUAUGUUAGAGAGGAAGAGCAAGUACCUUAAGAGCUACACACCUGGCUGGUAUGUCUUGUCGCCGACUCACAUCCACGAGUUCAAGUCGGCCGAUCGCAUAUAUACGCAACCUCCUGUCAUGUCUCUGUAUCUCCCAGACCAGAAGCUUGGCUCGCGUUCCCAACCUGGAAGCUCGUCUCACAAGUUCGUCAUCAAAGGCCGCCAAGCUGGAUCGAUGCACCGUGGCCACACUUGGGUAUUCCGGGCCGAGACCUUUGAGACCAUGUCAGCCUGGUAUGAUGACAUCAAAUUCCUGACAGAGAAGAGCGGCGAAGAACGUAACGCUUUUGUGCGCCGGCAUGCUAGUGUUAGGAGCGCCAGUGUUGGCAGCGCUCGCUCCGCAAGCUCUGAUGGAGGCCUAGAGGAAGAUGAGGCAGACGCCGUGCCAUAUUCUGCCAAUCAAUCCAUGGUGAGCGAAGCCGUGAAAGAGCAACCAGCCCAGCGACCAAGUCCAGGUGGGAGAUUUCCAAGCGAUCUGAACGUCAAUCGUAACUUACAAGGGCUUCGUUCGCAUUCUAGUGCCAGCUCCGAGGUCGGUCAGGAUUUAACGACCACAUCUGGAGGUGCGCGGGGCGUGCACCCCACGUAUCUUGACGAUACUACGUCUUACCAAGCUGACGAAACCGUUCAUCCCGCCUUUCGUGCCCAACAGUCGCAGGACUACAAUCCGUCGUCGUCGUACGCAGACCCGCACCCACAUACACAACAGUCCUACGACAACCAGGCUUCCUAUGCCGACCCAUACGCAUCCGCUCCACCAACCUAUGAGAACCAGCCUUCUUACACCGGACGGUCUCCUAUAGAACGGCAAAACACCGACUACAGUAAAUGGAUGGGACCAGCCGCCGGUGGAGCGGCAGCAGGGGCGUUGGCUUCCGAAGCCUAUCGUAGAAAGCAACAGAACCAGGAACGUGAAGCUCGGCAACAAGAAGAACUGGACCAAGAGCAGUUCCUUGAUUCACAACAACAACAGUACCCUACUGGACAAGGCCCAGCAAUCGAUUACAGAAACAGUGUUGUUCCAAAUCAGGAGAGGGUUCCAGAGCAAAACGUCCAGAUACCAUACGUACAUCCAGCAACCAUUAUCGCUGCUAGCGGGCCGCUCCAUCAAUCUCAACCCCACGACAACUAUGAUCUCGCGACACCUUCAACGACCAACACUUCUUUUUUAGGCGGAAGUGACUUUGCUUCUGGAGGCUUUUCUGGAAACACAAUCAACGGAGGACCGGUUCCCGUAGAACUGGUCAAUGCUUCUGAGCCGUUUCCAGGCAUGCGGAGACAAGGUACAGAUUUUAGCGUUUCCGAUCUGCAUGUUCCAGGAGAGUUCCCAAGAAUCCCAGGAACGAAGUUGCCAGUGCCUUAG
This is a messenger RNA of Dothidotthia symphoricarpi CBS 119687, 2697 nucleotides long. RefSeq lists its product as uncharacterized. The record is from RefSeq and is a predicted model, not a curated record. NCBI's taxonomy places the organism in Eukaryota, Fungi, Ascomycota, Dothideomycetes, Pleosporales, Dothidotthiaceae. Bases 1 to 2697 code for a protein of 898 amino acids. The transcript is spliced from 4 exons.